GUGUUGCAGUGUCCUUGGAAGUUUCAGAGAGCCCUGGGAGUAUCCAGGUGGCCCGGGGCCAAACAGCAGUCCUGCCCUGCACUUUUUCUACCAGUGCUGCCCUCCUUAACCUCAACGUCAUUUGGAUGGUCAUUCCUCUCUCCAAUGCUAACCAACCUGAACAGGUCAUUCUUUAUCAGGGUGGACAGAUGUUUGAUGGUGCUUCCCGGUUCCAUGGUAGGGUGGGAUUUACAGGCACAAUGCCAGCCACCAAUGUCUCCAUUUUCAUUAAUAACACUCAGCUGUCAGAUACAGGCACCUACCAGUGUUUGGUCAACAACCUUCCAGACAGAGCGGGCAGGAACAUUGGGGUCACUGGCCUCACCGUGUUAGUUCCCCCUUCUGCCCCACACUGCCAAAUCCAAGGAUCCCAGGACAUUGGCAGUGAUGUGAUCCUGCUCUGUAGCUCAGAGGAAGGCAUUCCCCGGCCAACUUACCUUUGGGAGAAGUUAGACAAUACCCUCAAGCUACCUCCAACAGCUACUCAGGACCAGGUCCAGGGAACAGUCACCAUCCGGAACAUUAGUGCGGUGUCUUCAGGUCUGUACCAGUGUGUGGCUUCCAAUGCCAUUGGAACCAGUACCUGUCUUUUGGAUCUUCAGGUGAUUUCACCCCAGCCCAGGAGCAUUGGACUUAUAGCUGGAGCCAUUGGCACUGGUGCGGUUAUUACCAUUUUUUGCAUUGCACUGAUUUUAGGGGCAUUCUUUUACUGGAGAAGCAAAAAUAAGGAGGAGGAGGAAGAAGAAAUUCCUAAUGAAAUAAGAGAGGAUGAUCUUCCACCUAAAUGCUCUUCCUCUGCCAAAGCAUUUCAUACGGAGAUAUCCUCCUCAGAGAACAACACACUGACCUCUUCCAAUACCUACAACAGUCGCUACUGGGGCAACAACCCAAAAGUUCAUGGGCACACGGAGUCCUUCAACCACUUCAGUAACUUGCAUCAGUCUUUCUCCCUCCACUCAGGCAACACCCAUAUCCCAUCCAUCUAUGCCAACGGGAACCAUCUGGUCCCGGGUCCACAUAAGACUCUGGUAGUGACAGCUAACAGAAGCUCAUCACCACAGAUCAUGCCCAAGAACAAUGGCUCCGUCAGCAGGAAGCCCCAGCCUCCACCCACACACUCCUACACCAUCAGCCAAGCAACACUGGAGCGAAUCGGUGCGGUACCUGUCAUGGUGCCAGCCCAGAGUCGGGCGGGAUCCCUGGUAUAGGACACAAGAGGAUGUUGUACUCAGAAAAGAACAAAUGGAAUGCCUCUGUACAAGGGUAAGAGUGGGGUGGGCAAGUGCUGGGAAAGAUACACUUUCCUUAUCAUUCUAUUAGUAAAAGCACAAAAAGAAGGCAGUGCUGCUUCCUGGCCACCAAGCUGAGUCACAUGGACUGGAGUACUCUGUCACAAAGAAGAAAGAAUUGUUUCCCCGCCACAGAUGUUCUGGGAUUCUGUUCCGAUAGCUGCAUCUCAAAGAUGUGCCAAGCCAAGGAGAAAGAUCUAAGAGCAGCAUAGCACUUAAAACCUGCACUGCAGCCCAGACGGACUGCUUCUUUAAUUCAUGCCUAACUUGAUAAUUUUCAAGAGACUAAAGUGCCAGAUGAGAUUUAAAUAAUAAAAUUAUUUAAAAAUACAGGUGUCCUUAGGAAAACGGUGAGCAACCCUGUGAUGUGUUCUGCCCCUCCCAACUCCCUCAUUAGGUAGGGGGCUUCGUGGCAUAAAUGUUUGAUACUGACCCCAACAGGGCUGGCUCUUUUAUCACAGAAUCAAAACUUUUUUACAUGAACAAAAUGCCAUGAGAAAUGGGGGGGACGACAAAGGAAACUUCUUUGAGAAACUCCUCCAGAUUUAUUUAUUUAUCUCUUCCUGAACCAUGCAUUUCAUAUUUGGAAUUUUGCUGUAUUGGCAGAUUCUUGCCUGUCUGCGUUAUUCUGGGAUCUGUUGCAGAUCCACGGCAACUUGUGCUCAUUAUUUCCUGGGAAAAUCUUUUUAAAGGAAAACUGUUUUUUUGUUGUUUUUUUCUUUUAAAUACAUGAGAGGCAUAGGGCUAGGAAAGAAAAGACCCAGCACCUUGUUCAGCGGUUGUAUUUAGCGAGCCCGGGAGGAGGCGUUACAGAAGGGCUAGGUUAUAUGGUCAGAGGCAGGCAGGCAGCUGUGAGAGACCCUGGCCUCGCCUGGCAGGAUCCGGAGGAGUGCAGCCCUGUAGGGCCCUUGUGUUGUCUAUCAGGGUGCUCUUAGGGCGGGCAGCACCUGAUGGCUUUUGACAGGCAGAAGUUAGUAUGUUGUUACAGGAAGGGCAGGGAUAGUUUGUUUCAGAAUAAUUCUUUUUGCAAAAGAGAUGAAACAGGAAAUGGGGUGUCCCCCAGAGUGUUCCUGGGAGGGUCUGCCCAACCAACACUUGACAGCUCAGGUUUGCAAUUUUGCCCAAAUUAUUUUACAGCACUAUGAAGUGAUUCCUUUUGUUUCAUUAUCUGGCUUGGCGGGCCUUGAAGUUCACCAGAUUCAUUUACAAGCUCCCCAUUCCACUUUGUGCUAUGAAGAUCUGGCUGUACUUGUGUUAGUGACUAUCUCGCCUUAAUCACACUUUAACCCGUAAAUGAUUUCUUCCCGCAUUUAUUUCCUGAGCUAUUUAUAAUACUGAGCCCAAGGUUCAAUAGGAGCAUCUUUCCUUCCCUCAGGUGCUCUUACUUCCUGUUCACACCAUGGGUUCUGCCUUCUUUUCCUGCAAGCAUAAUCUCCACGGGGAGUGGCCACCCCUCGUCUUCCCAGUUACUGAACUCAGUGCAGACAAACAGCUGCUGCAAACGCUGUCUUUCCAAAAGGGCCACGCUCAGAACCUAACCAUUGCAACCGUUUUUAUGUUGAUAAAAAGCUGAAUUUAUCGUAGCAGCACUUAUUUUUUCCAUUUGACCUUGACUUUGUAAAAAAUUUAAAUAAAUGAAUGUCUAUACUUUUUAUAAAGAAAAGUGAAAAUACCAUGUCACAGAAAAGAGGCUAUCAACUGUUGUUUAGAAAGCAUUUAUCUUACAUUUCUUUAUUCUUUCUAAUUAUCUAAAAAAAACAAUAAAAAGUUUAUUCAUAUAAAA
Messenger RNA from Chinchilla lanigera (long-tailed chinchilla), 3111 nucleotides. It is a transcript of the gene Igsf11, whose product is annotated as immunoglobulin superfamily, member 11. The record is from RefSeq and is a predicted model, not a curated record. Gene Ontology annotation, molecular function: ionotropic glutamate receptor binding. Gene Ontology annotation, biological process: homophilic cell-cell adhesion. Gene Ontology annotation, cellular component: cell-cell junction. Lineage: Eukaryota; Metazoa; Chordata; Mammalia; Rodentia; Chinchillidae.